AUUAGGGUUUUAUUGGAUUGGUUUGAAUCGAGUUGUUUGGGAGAAGGGAAGAUGGAAUCGAAGAUCCCCAAAUCCUAGGGUUUCAAUGAGGAAGCUUGCACUAUAGAAAGGUUCUGGGCUUGAGAAGUAGAAGAAGGAGGAGGCGAUGGAUGCGAAGGCGCAGAAGAAGGCCUUGUACCGUGCGAAGCUGAAGGAAUCUUCGCAGAAGCGCGAGAAGCGCAUUGAUUCCCCGCUUGUCAGGUACAAUGAAAAUGACCAAGCUGUUUGCAGAGUAUGCAAUGUUGUUGUGAAAUCUGAAUUGUUUUGGCCUGCACAUGAGGCUUCUCGAAAGCACCAUGAGGCUAUUGAAAUUUUCAAAGCUACUGCUGCUGGUGUGAACCGUGCUAAAAGUUCAAACAUUGAGCCACCGGUUGAAAAACAUAAUGCUCGAGCAUCAUCAACACUUCCAGCUGAUUUUUUUGAUAAUCAACAGACAAAGAAGCAAAAGAAGGACGAAAGCAAACCAGUUGACGAUGGGAACAAGGAAGGUCUCCCUGCUGUACAUGUUGCACAAGUUCCAGAAUCAGGCAAGAACUCAAGUAAGGUAUCUAAUCUCUUGACAGGGACAAAUAAACAAGGUGGCCUUUCUGAAAAUUUCUUUGAUAGCAAGGGAGGAAGUGAUGAUCUGGUUUCCGGCAAUGUUGUCCACACGCAAAUCAAGCAGACAGAAAAAGCUCUUCCUGUUGAUUUCUUUGAAAGCACAGGAAGGAGUGUCGCUGAUCACUCGAACCAACUUAUCAAAUCAUCAAAAAGUGUAGGAGGUGGUGCUGAAUCCAAACAAGUUAUGGGAGUCCUUCCUGAAGGAUUCUUUGAUAAUAAGGAUGCAGACCUCCGUGCUCGUGGCAUUGAACCAGUCAAGGUUGACAUAGAUGACGCCUACAAAGAAUUUGAGAAGGAAAUCCAAGACAAUUUGCAAGAAGUGGAUGAUCGUCUUGAAGAGGAAGAGAUUGAUGCUGCUGAUGUUCGGGAAGAGAUCGAGUCACUGGAGCAACAGGCGUACAGGGAACAAAUAGAAAAGGUGAAGAUACAGGUCUUGAGGGCGAAAGCUGCACAUAGUUCCAGGGAGCAAGAACGUCAAGCUUUUGCCAUGGACAAGAAGGAUUCAAGUGACGAUUCCUCUGGUGAAGGAGAAGAUGAUGGUGAUGAGGAGGAUGAUGACAAUUUUUCUGUGGAUUGGAGAGCACAACACUUGUAAGAAGAUUUUACUUAAGAAUUUUAUCUUCUCUAUUUGGUAUUCUGUGAUCAAAAUAUAAAAAGAUAGAAACAUCCUAACUUGUGAAUCUUGAA
Messenger RNA from Dioscorea cayenensis subsp. rotundata (Guinea yam), 1326 nucleotides. Its product is annotated as zinc finger protein 830. Bases 146 to 1234 code for a protein of 362 amino acids. The transcript is spliced from 7 exons. The record is from RefSeq and is a predicted model, not a curated record. Gene Ontology annotation, molecular function: zinc ion binding; nucleic acid binding. Lineage: Eukaryota; Viridiplantae; Streptophyta; Magnoliopsida; Dioscoreales; Dioscoreaceae. Gene Ontology annotation, biological process: nuclear DNA replication; mitotic DNA replication checkpoint signaling; mitotic DNA damage checkpoint signaling. Gene Ontology annotation, cellular component: spliceosomal complex; nucleus.